GCUUCUCUAACAGAUCGCCCUGUCUGAGUUUGCAGCUGAGCGGGCCACAGCACCGCGGCUCUAUUAUAUAACUUUAAUGUACUCACAGCUUGUUCACGGCGCAUAGGGGUGAUCAUCGCACUGCAGAUGUUGUCGAUUCUUUAUGGAUUAAUCCUGAAGAUCGGGAGCGACUGACUUUUAUUUCUCUUCCUCCCCUCUACGUCCCCCUGCUGCUGACGAGGCGCAUUAAAAGUUGCCGACGGAUCCAAGAAGCGGCGCACAGCGACGGUGUUGGGUCUUGAGUAAGAAAUAUCGCGGGGAAUGUUUCCCUGUCACACGGACAGAGACGUCGCUACUCGCUCUUCUGCUAUUUCAGCACGAAACAUCAGCGCGAUAAGAAGUGGGGUUUAUUCUACAGCGUGAUCCGGUGGACGCCGCGUUAUUUCUCGUGUGUGUUUAUUUUUGAACCAACUUGCUCUGACAGGAGAUGACCUAAUCGAGGGAGUUUUCUCUCACUUCAGAAUGACAAGAUGGAUCAGGGUGGACCAAAGCACAACGGUAAUCGGAACGACAACCUUACAUUUGCAGGGAUCAGACCUGAAGUAGGCAGAGAUUCAGUCAGCACAUCUGGUUUACUGCUUCAACCCACAAUGCAUCUGCCCAGUCCCGGGUCUGUGAACCAGAGCACAGUGGCACCAAAUGGACAAGGGGGAACUAAAGACCAGGGGGAACUUGGAGGCCUCUUUGAGUCAGAUAAGGAGGGUAAAAUGAGCAGAAUGCACAAACAAGAACAGGAUAUAUUCAGCUAUGGGGACAGUUUGUCUUUGUUGAACCAGAGUACUUCUGAUCUCGACCAGACGUCCACCUCUGUCAUUAACACAUCAGAAACCUCAGUCCUGGGGAACCUCCCUUUGCCUGACCUGUUCCCUCAGCAAAUUAAGCAGGAGGGGAUUUUCUCUCUGGAUAAGGAAUUAGGAACUUAUGGUGGACAAGCAGGUGUUGGUUCUUGCAGUCUGGAUGGGAGCACUUCUCAGCUAAUUGAUGAUGCAGAUAUCUGGCAAGACCUGGACCUUCCGAACUCUCUGCCAGAAAUCAGUGCUUUUGAGUUGGAUUCAGAGGUGGCACAUUUGGAUACCAUCCUCCAGGAGAGCAGCAGCGGUGGUGAAAAGUCCCUGUUAGGUAAUGGGGCCAACUGUAUUGGUUUGAACGGCACAGAGCAGCAGCAGCUGGUACAGCAACAUCAGCUUCAACAGCAGCAGCCACCGGGAAUGCUUUCCAGUGUUGUCAUCAAGGUGGAGAAGGAUCCUGACUUCAUCCACAUCCGUACCCCUGGUGUGGUCAAACAGGAGAAGCAGGACGGUGCUAGUUACUGCCAGUCCCAGUGUCUGCAGAGUGGCAUGAACCCUCUGCAUGGGGUGGGAACCAUACCGUCUGCCAUGGGUCUUGCCACGGGAACUGGGUACCACUACAGAGGCAAUCCUGAGACAGCGGGCUUGCAAGACCAGAAGCCUUUUGGCACAUACUCAAACUUGCCAGGAGUCGGGGAGAGCUGGAUAAGCGGGAAGAGGUAUGGAGAAGCCUCUGGGAUUCAGAGCACCAGUGAUGGCCUUCAAUCUGCUGCAGCUUUGGGGAAUUUUCCUGUCAGCUUUACAAGCUCAUCAGCCAGAACAGGAGAGAACAGCAGCACUGCCGUGACAGGCCAGUCCAAGCCCGGUGGGCAAGCCCAUAAGAUCUGUCUGGUGUGCUCGGACGAGGCAUCAGGAUGCCAUUACGGGGUGGUGACCUGUGGCAGCUGCAAAGUGUUCUUCAAAAGGGCCGUUGAAGGUCAGCACAACUAUCUGUGCGCGGGAAGAAAUGACUGCAUCAUUGAUAAGAUCCGCAGGAAGAACUGUCCAGCAUGCCGCUUCAGGAAAUGUCUCCAGGCCGGAAUGAACCUGGAAGCAAGGAAAAACAAGAAGCUUAACAAGAUUAAAGUGCAAACGCCGACCAGGCCCUCCGAACCUGCCAGCAGCCUGCCCAUGCCCAUCAUACCCAGAAGCAUGCCGCAGCUCGUGCCCACCAUGCUGUCCGUCCUGAAGGCCAUCGAGCCUGAGAUCAUCUACUCGGGCUACGACAGCACGCUGCCGGACACCUCAUCUCGUCUCAUGAGCACCCUCAACAGACUGGGAGGCCAGCAGGUCAUCUCUGCUGUCAAAUGGGCCAAGUCGCUGCCAGGCUUCCGUAACCUGCACCUUGAUGAUCAGAUGACGUUGCUGCAGUGCUCCUGGCUUUUCCUCAUGUCCUUCAGCCUCGGCUGGAGGUCCUAUGAGCAGUGUAACGGCAGAAUGCUCUGUUUUGCUCCAGAUCUCGUCAUAAAUGAAGAGCGCAUGAAGCUGCCUUUAAUGGGUGACCAGUGUGAGCAGAUGCUGAAGAUUUGCAAUGAGUUUGUCCGACUGCAGGUGUCUUAUGAUGAGUAUCUCUGCAUGAAGGUCCUGCUACUGCUGAGUACAGUUCCAAAAGAAGGCCUGAAGAGCCAGGCGGUUUUUGAUGAGAUCAGGAUGACUUACAUCAAGGAGCUGGGAAAAGCCAUUGUGAAGAGAGAGGAGAACACGAGUCAGAACUGGCAGCGGUUCUACCAGCUAACUAAGCUACUGGACUCCAUGCAGGAGAUGGUGGAGGGUCUCCUGCAGAUCUGUUUCUACACCUUUGUGAAUAAGACCCUCAGCGUGGAAUUCCCAGAGAUGCUGACGGAGAUCAUCACCAACCAGAUACCAAAAUUCAAAGACGGGAGCGUCAAACCUCUGCUGUUUCAUCAGAAGUGACGGCCUUAAACUGUGAAUCGAUGCCUUAACUGCCACACUGCUUCAGGCUCUCUUGCACCAGUUCUGCUUUCCCCUAUAAGUCUGGUUCAGAUUUUUGUUUUGGUUUUGCCAGCCUGGUCUGUUCAGUCUGAACUCAGAAAUUACCUAUAGCCUCAAACCUGCUACCACUGACUGUAGCUCAGUCUCUUGGCACACCAAGAACAAUAUGAAUGUUUCCUUUGAACGUCUUGUGUUUUUUCUCAGUCCUCACCUCCAGACCUCAGACAUUUAAUGUUUCUAAAGAUUUAAUAUGGCCUCUUACUCUCUCCUGCCUGCAUUACUAAAACCGUUUCCUCACACCGAUGCUCGCCAGCCCGAUCUGCUCCUGCCUGGUGUCAGUCCGCUCGCCUGCUGUGCUUCUCUGCGCUGAGUGUUGGUCACGGUCUGGAGACGAAGGGGACACAUUGCGAAAGAAUCUAACUUUUCUUCUGGACUCGAGGACAAAAAAACGGAUAUGACCAAUGGAAGAAUAGAAAAACAAAGCAGCUUGUGGAUUCUUCUUCAUGUGUUUUUAUGCAGACGCACAUCGCUGAUCACGCAUUGAGAGCUCACACCAGGCGUCACGGUCAGUUCAACCUGACAUGUUUACACAGGAUGUAUCUGAGGGAAAACUAGUGCCUUUUAGUUUUUAUGCUCAUUAUAGCCAUCGCUUACAGACACAUCGUUUUUCUUUUUUUACCUUCAUGUUUUGCCUGGCUUUAGUUUGCUCAACCUGUCUCCUUCUGAUUCCUCUUUGAAUUGGACAUUUCUGGUAUUUUGAAAGUGGGACGUCCUCUCUGUCUCUGUUCUGUGCAGGAAACAAAGUCAGCCCAGCAACUUGAAAUAUUAUUAUUCUCAUAUCCAGGUCUUAAAAGGUUUAAAGAACUUCUAUAUUAUGGUUAAAUAUACAAUUUGUUUUGUAUUUGAGUUGGAAGAUUAGGUAUUGUCUCAACCCUACUUCUCUUUACAUGUAUUGUAAGCAGCCACUAUCUUACAAUUUAUAUCUGAGUUGAUAGAGAAUGCAAAUUCCUAUCAAAUGAUGAAUGUUUGCAACCAGUUGCAAUUUGUAUUUUUUGGGUACAUUUUAAAAAUAUGUAUCAAAUCGAGUGAGUGAAUCCAUGAAAAUGCCCACUGUGUGUGUGUGCUCGAUAUUAUCCAUGAUACUUCAAGUCAACCUCGCUCAAAAUGUCAGUCCUGUCCUUUUCACUGCCAGCUGCUCUCAAACUGAGCUUGCUGCUUUUCAAAUAGUUCCACAUUUGUUAUAUGUAAUUUAAAGGUAGUGAUAGCAUCUUGAAUUCACCAAUCAAGCUUUUUUCCAGGCUGUAGCAGCUUCCAGUUUUCUUUGAGGUCUUGCGCGCUCAUUCCAUUUUAGAGUACUUAAUAUUUGGGUGCUAAGGACAAUAACACAUCAGGUGUUGUGCUGCAGGUUCUUUGAUACAGCAGAUAGACUUGAAUCCUAUAAAACCUGUAAGGAUCUAUAACAUUAACCCCUUUUUGCAUCAAAGUAUAAUGGAACAAUUAUCUGAUUUUUAUUAAGCACAAGUAAAUGCAUGAAGUACAUGCAGUUUUAAUGUAGUAAUACAAUCUGAACUGUUUAUUUUUUCCAUAAAUCUUUGAUUGGUGGAUCUCUGAUAGAAGUGCAACAGAAAAUGUAUUUGGACUACUUUUCCCAUCAAGCUCUGAUUUUAUAAAAUGUUCUUGAAAAUAGGUGAAAAACAGUAAAACAGUGAAUAGUGCGUUUAAAUACACACUUUAUACAUAAAACCUGCCUUUUAAUUCAUUGUAGAAUUCAUCCAUUUGAAACGUAAGAAGCUGCAGUCGAGUCCACAUAAUUAGUUUAUUCUUGCUCAGGCGAUGUCUCAUUACAUCAGAUAUUUUUGUCCUAUUAGUGCCAAAUAUCAUGAAAGGUUUUUAUCACUUUUCUUUUAAUAUCCUGCAGAUGUGAAGGGUAACGUGUACAGUGGUGGUUUGUAACUUUGCUUCAGGGUGCUCAAUCUACAGUGUCACAGAUAACACCAGCUAACUAGAAUCAAUUGUUUAAAAGAUGAUUAUUUUUUUUCAGAUUCAGAUGUUGCUACAGUUGUUUAUGUGUAUAAAGCAUUCGUACCAGCUUAGUGGCCAAAUCUAAUGUUCAGGUUUGCAGCGGCUUCUGCUGAGUCUAAACACAACACUGUUCACCUUCCUGCGCCACUGUCCUUGGUUUUUCUAACUAAGAUGUUGGCUUUCAGGGUUCCUACAGAGUUUUGACAAGCAUGAAAGAAGUAUGCAUAGAGAAAUGUUUUCCGUUUUAUCUCUGUCCUGCUCCUUAAUGUUGCUGUUCCUUCUGUUCUUUUUCCUUGUGUUCCUCCUCCUGUUGUUGGUUUUUGUAUAGUUGAAAUAUCAGUCCUAAAUUCAUACAUUAAUUCUUAAUAAUUUAAAGUGAAAGAACUGGGAAUGCUGCAAAACUGAGUCUGGAAAAGUGGAGUUUAUACAUGAACCUGUGUAGGAACAUCAUAUGGAUUUUCUGCUCUUUACUUAAAUGCACAAAAGACUAGCAGUACUCUUCUAUUAAGAGCCAUAUGUUUUGUUCUUUUCUUUGAAGCCAAUCCUACUGGGUGACUGUUUAGUUCACAGGCUUUUCGGCUGUAGCUCACCCAGAGUCUGCUUUUAUCCCAGCGUGUUGAUCAAUCUGAGGAUUUUAACUGAAUCCUCUUGUUUCAGGUGGCUUUACAGUUAUUACGAAUGUACAGUAUUACAUUCGUGUUCAGGUGGCGGCGAGUCUGGAGGCCAGCUUUAACGUAACGCUCCCCUGCCCCUUGCCCCCAUGGCCUGCUUUUAGGGUUAGAUGUACAUAAAUAAAGGUGACAUAUCCAGUGCAAUGCAAACAAGUGUCUGUUAUUACAGAAAACAUAUUUUUACAUGUCUGUCAGCACUCACGACUUUCUUAUACAUUUCAGUUUGACUAAAAGCCUUGCGAAAGGGAGACAGAGAGCCAUAGAAAUACGAUUUCAAAUCAGGAAAUAGACAAAUAUCAGUGCUUUUGGAGAUUGAUCUAUUGUAAAAAAAAAGAAAUAUUUUGUGAUUUUUAAAUACAUUAUCCUGAUCCUCUUUGAUAUGACUAAUUUUAAUUAAUCAUUUUUGUACAUUAAAUAAGUCAAAAACGUAAUUUUUUCCCCGUUUGUCGGUUUUUGUUUGAUAAAGGUAGAUGUGAUGAAUACAUUAGGAAGUGUUUGUCUUGUGAAGUAAAUGUCAAUUCUACAAGUGUGUGCACAAGUCGACAAGAAUGCUCACUGUGUUUUUUUGUUUUGGUUUGGUUUUUUAAAAAAAUAAAACUAAAUGAGGAAGAGGAGAGCUAGAAGGCUGUUUGGGGCAACCGACUAGAGGACGUUUAUUUUUGAAUUUUUGUUUUGCGCUAAACAACAGUGACCAAAGCAGAGGAGUAACUGAAAACAAACUGAAGUAAUCGAGCAGUUACAAUUUGUGUAGCACCUAUGAGCUUACUUCUUAGCACUUCGGGUUUUAUUUCAAAUGUGUCUUUUUUUUUGUAAAAGGUCUUGGCUUUGGAUCUCCUGUAUAUUGCUGUAAAGAUCUACUGGUCACUUAAAAGAUGAAAAGGAAAAAAAAACAAACAAAAAAAAAAUACAAGGAAAAACAAUAUCUCCACGUGAAAAUAAGUUUUCCAGAGCCUGACAAAAUUGCACUACCCUCAUAUGGGUUGUCACAGCCUACUUUGUAUAAAAUACAUGCAAUUAUCUUUAAACAUUAAGGGCAGAUCAUGUUUCACUGGUAUACAGAGCUAUGGCUUUCACUGAAGUCUGUUUUCGUUCAUAUGUCAGUUAUGUAGAUGUAAUGUAAUGUAAAGACAAAUAUAGAUAUAAAAAAAGUUUAAAAAUGGUUUAUAUUUACACUUCUGUAUUCAGUGUCAAUAUUUUCCCCUAUUUGAUUACAUGUUGAAUUAGGUUUUUGUGUUUUUUUUUUUCUUUUUUGUUUAGUUUUUCCAACAUUGGAUUUGGCAUUGUGUCAGAUGAUGUCUGUCAUCUCUGGUUCAAGGCGGAAAUGUGGAAGAACUGAUUUUUCUCUAGUUCAAGCAUCUUACACAAUAAAGUUCCUGUUUUGCAA
Messenger RNA from Xiphophorus maculatus (southern platyfish), 6896 nucleotides. RefSeq names its product nuclear receptor subfamily 3 group C member 1. Gene Ontology annotation, cellular component: nucleus. NCBI's taxonomy places the organism in Eukaryota, Metazoa, Chordata, Actinopteri, Cyprinodontiformes, Poeciliidae. Gene Ontology annotation, biological process: regulation of DNA-templated transcription; nuclear receptor-mediated glucocorticoid signaling pathway. The record is from RefSeq and is a predicted model, not a curated record. The transcript has 9 exons. Gene Ontology annotation, molecular function: sequence-specific DNA binding; DNA-binding transcription factor activity; zinc ion binding. The coding region runs from base 510 to 2780 and encodes 756 amino acids.